UGCUCUGCUCACUAGUUUGGGACCGUUUCCAUUUUUUUCUUUGUAACGUAACCAUUUUUUCUGUUGUGACUUUUGUCUUGCAUAAGUGCUGUUUGUGUAAGAAAGAUGCUCCCUUACAUGUAUGUUGCAAAUGCCCACACUCCUUUGUUCUGCUGUUGAUUAGGAAUCUUAAGCUGUGUGUCAAUCCUGUCUGUGGGUUCCCGCUCAAUCUAUGGGUGCUGGGCAGGUCAGCCACCUCUCUAAGCUUGGUUGCUCAUGUUAAAAUGAUAUAAUGACUGUUGUUCUCUGCAGAUAGUUGAGUGCCAUAUGAGGGCAAGAAUUGGGGUCCUUCUUGACCAGAUGUUUCUAUCAGCUAUUGUUCGUGUGACACCAACAGUGGGCAUCUCAGACAGGGAAGCCCAAAUCCUCCCAGACGUGUGGUUUACAUGACAGCCAUGGCCUAGCCCCUUCCACCCCAUCCCCCUCAGCAUGUCAUCCAGCCUUGCUGUGCUUCAGUUUCCCCAUCUGUGAGGUGGGUGGUCUUCUCAUAUGGCUCAAAUACAGUGAACCAUCCAUCAGGUGUCCAGUGUUGUUUGUGCUGUUCCAAUGGUCAGUCCCCACUCCCACAAGGACCCCCCAGCACAGACUCCUCCCUCCAGCCUUUUAGCCUGAUGAGGCACCCGCCAGGUUCUUGGGAGGGUGGGGCUAGUGGGUGGACUAAAUGCAGCUUGGCCAACCUCUCCCAAAUGACGUCUCUGAGUGUUGCUGCCCCACACCAAGGCUCUUGGGCAGCCUUGGCCUCCUUGAGGGCAUAAUGCAGGCCUGAGGCUGAAGCCUGGCUCUGUCACUGCCCUGUUAACACCCUCACCCUAAGUAGGGCAGGGCCAGCAGGUUCAUGCAAGAGGCGGCUUGACCUUCUUGAGCCUCGAUUUCCCUUCUGGACAGGGCUGGUUGUGUGCAGACAUGUGAGGUGCUAUCACGAGGCAUAUGAGUGCAUGUUUGUGACCCCUCUGAGUGACAGCCAUGGCCCUUUGGGCAGUCGCAGGCAUGCUCUGUCCCCACAACCUGUAUGACACAGUGUCCCAUGCGUUUCACAGUGGACCCCCUGUGGGGCUGCUUCCAUGUGGGUGUGGAUUUUGGAGGACUCUCCAGCCUACUACAUAUGUCCUGGGCAUGUGUGUGCAAGUGCAGCAGCCCCUGCAGGGCGCCUUCCAAGUACUUCGUGGGGACGGCACUUCUGUGGGGACUGUCAUCAUGUUCCACUGCCCCUCAGGCCACCAGAUGGUGGGGUCUGGCCUCCUCACCUGUGCCUGGAAGGGGAACAUCGCUGAGUGGUCUUCAGGGCCCCCCGUGUGCAAGACUGUGCCCCCCUACGAAACCUUUGGCUUCAAGGUGGCUGUGAUCUCCUCAAUCAUCAGCUGCGCCAUCAUCAUGCUCAUGUCCAUGGCCUUCCUCACCUGCUGCUUCGUGAAGUGUUUGAAGAGGAGUGAGCAGCGGCGAUCUGACAGGGCAAACCAACUGUGGCUCCAGCUGAGAAGCAAGGAUUUGGAGACGGUACAGGCUCCCUACCUCGGCCUUAAGGGCCUCAACAGUGACAGCAGCAUCCGUGGAGUGUCCAGGAUCCAACCUGUCCAAGUGCACGACAAUCACAGCUUCACCACAGACCUUGGCGAAGAUACCAGAGAGCUAGCCAGCAUGGCCCGAGGCGUGGACAAGGACUUCUGGACCGCUAGUGGCCCCACCAGCUCACCCCGCUCCCAGGUGAUGGUGCAUACAGCAAACCCAGGGCAGAUUCUGCCUCCCUCCAGGCCAAGUGUGAUGCUCAGACAGCCUGCAGCCUAUGUCCCAGGGUGACCAAAGCGGAGGCCAGAGCCUGCCCUCCACAGUGGGAAGGCCAGGACGACCCUACCAGCUGACACCUGCAUCUCGACAUGUGUCCAGCUCAAGAUUGGUCAGUGAAAUCAGCUUCCGGGCUUAGAGAUCCCUCAGGGCAUUGAGUUGGCGACCCUUUCACGGGGUGACCUGUCCCAGGGGAGCCCAGCCAUAGUUGUUUUUAUAGACAGGGCUCCUUAAAACCACCACUGAGGUUCACAAAACCAGCUGCAGCCUCCCUCUAGUGAGGCCCCUUUGAAGAGACUGGAGGACAUUUUAGGCACGUCUGGUUUUGCAUAGCAGAGUGGAGAUGGCAGCAGACUCCUCAACAGUUACAGCUGGCUGCCUGUACCUACAAGCCGAGACCCAGCUGGGAUGCUGCAUCCAUUAUCUGUAAAGUUGUGGCAAGGGGUAUGAAAUAAACAAUUCUUUGAAAAACAAUAAAGGUAAGAAUUACUGUC
Bubalus bubalis (water buffalo) is the source of this 2312-nucleotide messenger RNA. It is a transcript of the gene SUSD3, whose product is annotated as sushi domain containing 3. The record is from RefSeq and is a predicted model, not a curated record. Gene Ontology annotation, cellular component: plasma membrane. The coding region runs from base 1003 to 1833 and encodes 276 amino acids. Lineage: Eukaryota; Metazoa; Chordata; Mammalia; Artiodactyla; Bovidae. The transcript has 5 exons.